UACACGUCCGUUAAUGUCCGCCGCCAUUUGCAAUUGCUCGCCAUCGCUCGGUAAGGGCCCUGCAGCGCACGACAGGCACGGCACAUGCGGUUGCAUGCGGUUGCCGUUCCACGCCGUACGCCGUCCGCCUCUCACGAGCCUCAUCUGUUGACGCAGUCUCGCGAUGUUGCAGUCGUCACGAGUCGUCAGAACCCGCCGUCCGUUAACCGUCUGUCAAACGCUGCAUGUAGGAUUCCGCAUCGGCCAUUUGAAGUCACUUGGAGUAACUCACCGGCGCUGUUUCAUCGACGGUUAGCGUGCAUCGAAGAAGUCGUUGAAUCUUUUCCUCCCCUUUCUACUUGCCUUUGCACUGUUCGCCUUCGUGCAGCCAUGGCCUCCUCCAACCGUGGCAUUCAGAUCGGAUCCGGUUGGUUCCAGACCAAAAUUAAUCUUAGACCACAGCACCGGGGCGUUCAUCUAGUCACCGAGGAGAUUCUCAGGCAGGUACCUGAGCUCUGCCAGUUUUCCAUUGGUCUCUGCCAUAUCCAAAUUCUGCACACCUCAGCUAGUUUAGCAUUAAAUGAGAGCUGGGAUCCAGAUGUGAGAGACGAUAUGGAAAUGAUGCUUAACAAAAUAGUCCCUGAAGGUUUGGAGUACAGGCAUAGCUGCGAAGGACCUGACGAUAUGCCGGCGCAUGUGAAGGCUUGUUUCCUGGGCUCAUCAUUGAGCAUCCCAAUCACCGACGGCAAGUUGGCACUGGGAACAUGGCAGGGCAUUUGGUUAGGUGAACAUCGCGAUCACGCUGGUAGUCGUAAGCUAGUAGUAACAUUGACUGGUGUCCUGCGGGAUUCGGCGCGCAGUCCCUUGAGCCCAGUUAGCCCUAUCGCGUCUACCAGCAGCUAGGACCACUCGCACCCCCGAAGGCGUGGCAAGCGUCAGCCGCGUGCGUCCACCUCAAGCGACUCGAGCUAGCAGCCGCUUUAAGUCCUAGUCAACUUCUAAGAGUACAAUCUAUUGAGGAGGAAUGAGCCGAAUACCUCGCGGACUUACCUAUCGCUCGGGGAUAACCACCGUCAGUAGCGAUCAACCGUGUCCUCGAUGUUUCGUGUCAUUCAUCGAGUGAACAGACCGGAGAUCGUGCAUCGUUCAAGACUUGUGUGCGCGCGUGUAUGUGCUUUAGGAUUUUAUUUGUGUCUCCGAUAUUGUUUUGCAUGAACAUUCUUCUUCAUUCAUGUGAUGAUGAGCCAUUGGGAUUGUCUGUCACCAAAAGUCGGCAAAAGUUUCCUAGACAGAGGAAUCCAUGGGACGACCUAAGGUUUUCAACCUGGAUGUUACCCUUACAACUCAGCAACUCACAUUUUAAGGGAACUUUUCUUAAAUGGUCACAUUAAGAUAUAAAAAAAUUUGCAUUUGGCAUUUGAAGAUACAAAAGACUAUCUUUUAAAGCUGUUUCUAUAUAUUCCGAAAAUUUGGAAGCUAAAAUCUUUGCAACAACUCAGAAUGCUUCCCUUGUUCUUCAUUUCUGGCAUUUUGUUUAGCUUGUAUAUUUGUCACGUUGGACAUUCACAACAUACAAUAAUAAUAAUAGUAAUAAUAAUAAUAAUAAAAUAGAUGGAUAUGAAGAGAUAGAGAAAACAGAGAUGAAGAAAAAACUGCCACGGCAGAUGCGUGCAUUGCACGUGUCUCAUGUAAACAAAACGAAUUAAACGCGAAUAUCCAGCACUCUUCCGCUUUGUUCUUGAAGAGAGAAGAAAGUAAAAAGCGAGACACUCUAAGGAAAGCAAUUUGAGAAAAAAGAGAAAUGAAGGGAAAGAACACACAAAUUUAUGCAUUCCGGAAACGCGUCCAAUACUCCGAAUUUACGUAGCUUUAUUUAGGAAAUCUUUUGUAUAAACAAAGUUAACGAAUAUGAGCAGCCGUGCAAGAACUCACAGUAUCCUUUUUUACACUCUGCUAUCUUUGAGCUGUCCGAAAACGAGAGACAAAGGAGAGGGAUUUUAAAAAAGCAAGAUCAACAAGAGUGAGAGAGUGUAAGGUACGCGUUGCGCACUUUCUAAACCGCUUUAAAAAUGAUUAGGAGCUCUAAAUUAAUUGCUCGUGAAUACUGAUGUUUCCAUCGCAUUGGAGGUGUGUGUAUAUGUAUAUAAGGGGAGAAGGGGCUAUGAUACUCUUACCUGUGCGCGUUUCCGCUAUAAAGUUAUAGGAUAUGUUAUAUUUCAUGGGCACACAUAGCGCGAUUAUACAGUCUUAUGUGAAUUAUAGCGCAUAUGCAGAGUGCGCAAAAAAUUUAAGUAUAUAAAUACUACAAGAGAAAAAUUGGCGAAAAACUAAGUAAUAACAAGUUAUAACAAGUGAUACUUUUUUUCGAGUAACAAUUUUUUUGAUACAACAGUUCAGAGAUUUUAUCAAUCGUGAACUGCAGUAAGAGUCACCUCUGAAUCAUGCGUUAAAUAGUGCUAAUGAUUGCUAAAAAUUAUACAUUGAUAUCGUACAUCUCAUUCGACUCUUUAGCAACUUAUGAUUUGAUCAAAUUAUAUGUCUAUAUUCAAAAAUUAUUACUUAAUAUUGCAUGUACUUCUUGUUACUUAAAUCCUUGCAAAUUUUUCUGCUAAAGGCAAGUUCGAAUUUUAUACCAUUCUGUAUAAUAUUUCAAUUAAAGCAACAUUGCUAUGUUGCAUUGCUCGAAAAAUCGAUUGCAUCAACGUCGAUCAUAUUUUCUUUUGUUAUAUUACAGCUACCAUAAUAUACUGCCCUAUUGAGUUACGAAAAACUCAAUCAUUUUAUUAUUUUCCGACAUUAAAAUAUUUGCAAAUUGCGAAAUUGUUUUGCGUUACAAGAUACAAUUUAUUAAAAUAUUAAAGACAUUUUU
Molecule: messenger RNA, 2848 nt
Organism: Trachymyrmex cornetzi
Lineage: Eukaryota; Metazoa; Arthropoda; Insecta; Hymenoptera; Formicidae
Product: UPF0047 protein YjbQ
Exons: 4
Coding region: 85-882 (265 amino acids)
Source: RefSeq, a predicted model, not a curated record